GGUGAUGUUAAACUGCUGGAAAUACGAAAGCGCCAGCCGGCCACACUUUGUGAAGCUCUACCAAACAAUGGAUACAUAUAUUAAAACAAAGACAUAUGUAGAUAUCUUUGACGAUGACAAGUAUGAUCAGGAUAAGUACAACUCUGUCGAUGACCGUGGAGCUGUUGCAAACCCAGAAGAUGCAGGACCGGACGAGCUAGGAGCAGCUGCAGCAAAUCCCAUCGGUGAAGUGGGUGAACACGGUGCUACGGCACAUCCCUUUCUGGUUGCAGUGGACGAUGAUGCUACAGCUUUCCCUCUUGGAAUUAACGUAGGAGACGAAGGAGCACCUGCAACAGAUCCCGACCGUGAAGUGGGUGAACACGGUGCUACGGCACAUCCCUUUGUGAUUGCAAUAAACGAUGGUGCUCAAGCUUUCCCUUUCGCUAUUAACGUACCAGAGAAAGGGGCAGCUGCAGCAAAUCUCGCCCAUGAAGUGGGUAAGCACGCUGCUGCUGCACAUCCCUUUGUGGUUGCAAUUGACGAUGGUGCUACAGCCUUCCCCUUCGCUAUUAACUUACAAGACAAAGAGGCAGCUACAGGAAAUCUAGCCCGUGAGGUGGGUAAGCACGGUGCUACGGCACAUCCCUCUAUGGUUGGAAUUGACGAUGGUGCUACAGCUUUCCCUCUCGGAAUCAAAGUAGGAGAAGAAGGUUGCGCAGCAUACCCUUUUGAGAGUGAUAAGAAAGAUAUGGAUGCCCCAGCUUACCCUUUGGAGAGCGAUACUUUACCAUACCUUAGCGAGAACGAGGAAGAAGAUGUUGAUGACUCCGAGUGCCCUCUUGCGAUUGAGGAAGAAGAAAUUGAUGACUCCGAGUGCCCUCUUGCGAUUGAGGAAGAAGAAAUUGAUCCUUUACCAUCCUCCCUGGUGAUGGACGAAAACGGUCUAGCUGCUUCAGCAUGUCCCCUUGUGACUGACGAAGAAAAUUCUGAUUCUUUAGCAUGCCCCCUUGUGGUUGAGGAAGAAGAUUCCAAUAACUCAGCAUGCUCCCCUGUACCUGGGGAAGAAGAUUUGGAAGCCACAGGAUACCUUUCUGUUACUGAAAAAGAAGAUCCUACCUCUUUUGCACACUCCGCAAAUGAGGUGAACAAACCCGAUGCCUCACCAUUCCCUUGUGUGAUCGAGGAAGAAGAUCUUGAUUCUUUAGAAUACAAUCCUCUGAUCGAAAAAGAAGGCCUCAGUGAUUCCGUCUUCCCUCCACAAACCCCGACUGAUGACGAAGAAGGUGUAACAAGUGAACCUGAAAAUAACGUUGGUUAUGAAGGUGCUGUAGCAUUUCAAUCUGAAAAGGAGGCAGUAGAAGAAGAACCUAAGACUUGCCAACUAGAGAACACGAAGGAUGAACAAGACGAUCUAGGAAACAAUAUGGACGACCAAAGUGAUGCUGUAGACCUUCUUGAAGGGGAGGCUGGCGCACAAGAGUAUGAUGGUAAUCAACUUACUGUUGCGGAUACAGACGAAACUGGAAGUGACGAAGACGAGGAGUCAUCUGAAGCAACUCCUCUUGUGCAGGACUGAGGCUAAAUAGCAGAAUUGCUGAACCUCUAAGGUUGUAGUCUUGUAGCACUCUGUGGUAAUUUGUAGUUUAGAUUUCGAGAACUUCGGCCUCAAUAUUUCAUAGCUUCUGAUUUUAAGACGUAGGUUGUAUCGUACUUUUACUUUAGUAAUGCUUUGGUAGUGACGAUAACCAUUUUCAUAGUUUACAAAUGGAGGUUAAGUGGAAUUUCCUAGAAAGAAAAACAUGUUUAUUUACUUCACUUUUGCAUUUCUUAGUUUACCGUUUAUUCACUCGGUGCAAUUGUCAGUGCUUUGUUGAUGUUAUUGACUGUAGGCUGAUAGAGACAAAAAAAAAAAAAAAAAAAAAGGAAUUGCUAUUAAGAUAAUUUUUAUAACUGAUCAAGUCAGAAA
Pocillopora verrucosa is the source of this 1948-nucleotide messenger RNA. NCBI's taxonomy places the organism in Eukaryota, Metazoa, Cnidaria, Anthozoa, Scleractinia, Pocilloporidae. The record is from RefSeq and is a predicted model, not a curated record.